Messenger RNA from Platichthys flesus (European flounder), 2629 nucleotides. It is a transcript of the gene slc22a16, whose product is annotated as solute carrier family 22 member 16. The transcript has 8 exons. The record is from RefSeq and is a predicted model, not a curated record. NCBI's taxonomy places the organism in Eukaryota, Metazoa, Chordata, Actinopteri, Pleuronectiformes, Pleuronectidae. Gene Ontology annotation, biological process: transmembrane transport. Gene Ontology annotation, cellular component: membrane. The coding region runs from base 130 to 1818 and encodes 562 amino acids.
UCCUCCUCAGUCACUCACCCACCGGUCACCGGAGAGAGAGAGAGAGAGCGAGAGAGAGAGCGAGAGAGAGAGAGAGAGAGAGAGAGAGAGAGAGAGAGAGGGAGACGCACCGGGAGCCGCAGGGAGAAAAUGACCGUGGAGAGAAUAUUCGACGAGCUCGGACAUUUCAACAGAUUUCAGGCAUGUCUGUAUUUUGCAGCAGUCUUCCAGGCCACCGCCUGUGGGAUCCACUACCUGGCGUCAGUUUUCCUGGUGGAAACCCCAAACUUUGUGUGCAGUGGGCCCAGCAACAUCACGGAUGUCCUGUACGGUAACCUGUCAGGAUCGAGUCUGGAGGAUUUCCUGCCGGACUUCAAAUCGAGGACUGGGCCCAUGGUGGUCAGGACGGCUGAAGGGGAACAGUGGGAGCUCAGUCGAUGCCACUCUGCCCAGCGCAGCGACCCAACAGGCUUCACAUAUGACUUUGAUGGAAUCAAAACAGUGACAGCCUGUAAUGGAAACUUUGUUUACGACCACACAGAAGUCGAACAAAGUGUUGUGACGGAGUGGGACUUGGUAUGUGAUAAAGAAUGGCUGGCCAAGCUGUGCCAGCCCACCUUCAUGAUGGGGGUGCUGAUCGGAGCGUUGGUGUUUGGGGACCUCGCUGACAGAGUUGGCCGUGUGAAGAUUCUGAUGUGCACCAGCAUCUGUCAGUUUGGCUUCGGAGUGGCUGUUGCGUUCUCUGGAAACUACUAUUUCUUCAUGGCAAUGCGUUUCCUCCUUGCUAUGGUGUCCAGUGGCUACCUCGUGGUGGUGUUUGUCUACGUUACAGAAUUCACCGGCAUCAAGGUACGCACAUGGACCUCCAUGCACGUGCAUGCAGCCUUUGCAGUUGGGAUCAUGGUGGUGGCUCUGACUGGAUACCUGGUGCGGGUCUGGUGGAUCUACCAGAUCAUCCUCUCCACCUGCACCUCGCCCUUCCUGCUCUUCUGCUGGAAGUUCCCGGAGACGCCCUUCUACCUGAUGGCCAAGGGCCGUUACAGGGAGGCCCAGGCGCUGCUGGACAAGAUAGCCCGCUUCAACGGCCUGGAGUGCAGCCUGAAGGCAGAGGAGCUGCUGGAGCCGGAGGAGAGGGAGAAUGGCACAGCUCUGCUGGAGCAGGAGGAAGGGAAGCGGCCGGAGAAGAAGCUGUCCAUCCUGGACCUGUUUCGAAGCUGGAGGAUGGCGGGCCGCACGUGCACAGUGUGGGCGAUCUGGUUCAUCGGCAGUCUGGGCUACUACGUUUUCUCUUUAGGAUCCGUCAACUUAGGAGGAAACCAAUACAUGAACCUCUUCCUUGCUGGUGCAGUGGAGCUCCCCUCUUAUCUGGUUGGCUGUUUUGCAAUGGACCGGAUCGGAAGGAAGAAGACUUGUGCCCCUUCCCUGCUCCUGGCGGGGGUCGCUUGUAUGCUCAUCAUUGUGGUUCCCCCUGACAUCAAGUGGCUGGCCAUCGUUCUCAGCAUGACGGGGAAGUUCGCCAUCGCCAUCGCCUUUGGUCUCAUCUAUCUGUACACGUGUGAGCUUUAUCCAACCAUUAUCAGGUCUCUGGCAGUGGGUAGUGGCAGUAUGAUGUGCCGCGUCGGCAGUGUGGUAGCUCCCUUCUGUGUGUACCUGGCUGACGUCUGGGUCUACCUACCUCAGCUCAUCGUGGGAAUCCUCGCAUUUAUUAUCGGAGUGCUCACAUUGCUGUUGCCAGAGACCUUGGGCAAACCUCUAACAACCACCUUGGAGGAGGCAGAAGCUCUGGGGUCUAAGAAAAAGGACGGGAUGGAGAUGAACCAAUUUGAGGCCAAGGCCUGAGCUGCACACAGAAUGAAAGGAAGAGAGAGAAAAAGAUGGCUGCAAAAGGUGAAACAGUAACACCGCUGAUAUUUUGGAUUAUUAGAAGAACAAUUUAAGAAGAGCAAGCGUUUAUCAGAACUCUCGAAAUGAUCCUUCACCGAAACUGUCAAUCAAAGAAGUCAUCCAGAUUAUACCAAAUGCUGCAUUGUAAUUUGUUUACCUGUAUAUUAUAUUAUCACCAAUAGCAUGUUUGGUUCUCUUCAAAAAAGGGCCUUACUGUUUAUAUUAAAGUCUCUUUUUGUCAUUUUGUCAACUUGUAUUUGAAUCUCAGGGCGACCAUUUCCAGAUGUCACUGUGAAAAUAUGAAGGUGUUUUAACUUUACACUCUGUUUGAUAUGUGUGUAAGUCAGUGUCCUAGUUUCCAUGAAAUCGAGAUGCUGGGCAUAUGGAAGGAAAAAUAAUCUGAAGUAAUAGAUAGAUCUAUCUAUCUAUCUAUCUAUCUAUCUAUCUAUCUAUCUAUCUAUCUAUAUAUAUUACCUUACUGUAUGAGUCGAGGUGUGUUCUCCAAAUGUUUGGACCGAAGACCGGAAUGAACCACAACAGCUUUGCAAUAUGAAAGUACAGUACAAGGAUGUUUUUGUUUUGAUAUCAAACCAUUAACUGAUUUAAACUUAAGGAGAACUUAAGUUCUUUGAAAAGGUGAAAAGUCUUGUGAAAGGUGAAACUAGAGUUUAAGCUUUCAGUUCAACAGUUUUAUCAAUCCUAUGAUUUUUGUUUGUAUGCUUAGUCAGUAUUAUUUUUUCUAAAUAAAUAUGGUGGCUUAAACUCA